UUACCGGAGAAAUUGUUGCAUUGCUUGCCGAGGAAGGAGAGGAGAAGAAGAAACGGGAAGGACGAGAAUUUUUUGCCUUUUCCUUCCUCAUUAGGGCUUGCAGAUUCCCUCUUCAAAUCUCCCUCCCUCGGAAGAUCCAUCUCCGAAUCGCUGUUCUUGUUGCAGACUUAGGGUUCCUUUUGCUGAAAUUUCGUACCUCGGAAGGCGAGGAUGGAGGGCAUGGAGCAGUGGAAGGUUCAGGUGGAGAACUGGACCAAUCAAUUGAACCAGUUGCUGGGUCAAUUGCUCGAGCAGGUUCACCAGGUUCCCCCGGCUCAGCUCUAUGUCGCCAUCGCUGUCUUGGUUUUCACGGUUGUCGUCCUCCUGUCAAUUCCGUUGUUUAAGCGCAAGAAGUCUAACACCAUUGUGCUCACUGGACUCAGCGGGGGCGGCAAGACUGUUCUCUUCUAUCAGCUUCGUGAUGGCUCUUACCAUCAGGGUACUGUGACAUCAAUGGAACCAAAUGAGGGAACUUUCAUCCUACGUUCAGAAACUACCAAGAAAGGAAAGAUAAAGCCUGUUCAUCUCGUUGAUGUUCCUGGACACUCUCGCCUACGACCCAAGUUGGAGGAGUUCUUGCCUCAAGCGGCUGGCCUAGUGUUUGUUGUAGAUGCUUUGGACUUCUUACCAAACUGCCGUGCUGUUUCUGAGUACUUGUACGAUGUUUUGACUAAUGCAUAUGUUGUCAAGAAGAAAAUCCCUGUACUCAUCCUCUGCAACAAAACAGAGAAAGUGACUGCACAUACCAAGGACUUCAUCCGAAAACAGAUGGAGAAGGAAAUUGAUAAGUUACGGCAGUCAAGAAGUGUGGUAUCAGCAGCUGACAUUACGAACGACUUCACACUCGGUGUGCCAGGAGCAGCAUUCACAUUUUCUCAGUGUCAGAACCGAGUCACAGUGGCGGAAGCCUCCGGUUUAACGGGGGAUAUAUCUCAGGUGGAGGAGUUCAUCAGGGAACACGUAAAACCUUAGCUGGGUUCUACGAGAGAUCCUGAAUCGGUAUUCUCAAGCAUUCAUCAGUAAUACAGAAACAGGAGGAGGAUGAGGGACAUGAGCGAGAUGAAUUCCAGCAUCUUUUGUAGGCAUGUUUAGUGUGAUCAUCUGUCAACUAUGUCUAGAUCGCGAGAGAACAAAUUGUGAAUGGCUUUUUUCGGAUUAGAUUUUAGUAUCAUUUUGAACCAUUUAUGGGAAUCAUAUUACUUGUUCAGUAAUUGCAUUUGCUUAUAUUUUGGCUUGGUGGA
Messenger RNA from Punica granatum (pomegranate), 1280 nucleotides. Lineage: Eukaryota; Viridiplantae; Streptophyta; Magnoliopsida; Myrtales; Lythraceae. The record is from RefSeq and is a predicted model, not a curated record.